Molecule: messenger RNA, 978 nt
Organism: Neltuma alba
Lineage: Eukaryota; Viridiplantae; Streptophyta; Magnoliopsida; Fabales; Fabaceae
Exons: 2
Coding region: 1-978 (325 amino acids)
Source: RefSeq, a predicted model, not a curated record
AUGCUAAUCCCUUGGUUAUGUAAUCGUUUAAAGGAAGCUGAUCCACAAACAGUGCCCAAGUGGACCUCAUCUGUCAACAACCAUUUUGAAAGGCUCUUCAUAGCAUAUGGAUGCUACAUAACUGGGUUUUUGCAAGGCUGUAGACCAAUUUUAUAUAUUGAUGGUUGUCACCUAAGUGGUCCAUAUUUAGGGACACUAUUGGCUGCAUCUACAUAUGAUGCAAAUAAUGACAUGUACCCUCUUGCUUAUGCAAUUGUAAAUGGAGAGACCUAUGCAGAUUGGUUUUGGUUCUUAACGAAUGUGAAAGAAUUGAUUGCAUCUAUUGAAAUAACUAUUGUUUCUGAUCGUCACAAUGCGAUUAUUGGUGCAAUUAGAGAAGUAUUUGGUGGGUCUCGUCAUGCUUUUUGUUAUAGGCAUAUAAAAGAAAACUAUAGUGCUGAGUUCUCAAAAGUUUGUCAUGGACAACACAGAAGAUGUAAGAAGGAAGCAUUAAAAUUUCUUGAUGCUAUUGCAUAUUCACGAUUGGAUGUGGAUUUUGUCAAGGCAAUGGGAAGUCUUAGGUCCUUUUCUCCUGAAUUAGCAAUAUGGGUUGAGACCCAAAGUGAUGUUGACAAGUGGGCCAUGUCGCUCUUUCUAUUUAAACGUUGGGACAAUAUCACUACUAACCUUGCAAAAUCUUUUAAUGCAUGGUUAGUUAAAGAAAGGAGGGAUAACAUAUGUGUGCUAAUAAAUGAGCAUCGACAGAAGCUAGCUAAAAAGCUUUAUGCUGCAAAAGAAGCUACGGGAAAGUGGAAAAAUGGGAUUGGACCUAAGAUCGAAGCUAAACUUAUAGAGCAUGUUGCUUUGGCUGAAAACGUGAUGGUAGAAAACUAUGGCCCACCUCGAAUGCUCGUUCAUGUUCAAAUUGAGUUUCAUGGUGAUGGAGACAAUGUGGAAGACAAAGUCCUGGGUAGCUUCAAUGGUUGGCAUCCCUCAUAG